This is a messenger RNA of Chilo suppressalis (striped riceborer), 488 nucleotides long. Lineage: Eukaryota; Metazoa; Arthropoda; Insecta; Lepidoptera; Crambidae. The record is from the annotation of a GenBank genome assembly.
AAGUAUGAAGUGCAAUGAAAAGUGGAUGUGGUGUUUAUAGCAACGAUAAUUGCGGGGAUAAAGCGGACUGGUCAUCCCCUCGGAUAUAUGUUGUUUGGCCAAACGCCACCGUACCGUUUUACAUUAAUCCAGAGCACUUUGACCACUACCAGGCUCUGACCAUAAUGUCUGCACUUACGUCCUUCGCGUACCAGACCUGCUUGAAAUUCGCGCCGUCGCUCACAGCCCCCAAAGAUGGCGCCCACGUGAUGGUAUUUGAGAACCCGCACGGAGUCAGGAAAUGCGUCCUCGACACGGAGGGCCAUCCCAGAGACGAUGCACAUCGUGUGAUACUCGGAUACGACUGCCUCAAGUCCCCAAAUAUCGAUAUGGUCCUAAUGAGGGCUUUGGGCUUUCCCUUCGAGCACAACAGAAGUAUCAGAGACGACCACAUACAAGUACUAUUCGAGAACAUAGAAACGAGUAAGUUUAAUUUAUUUCUAUUUUAA